AUGAGACAGAAGGAUUCCGAAAAGGCCUGUCGUUCCCGUGCCGUCUCCGAGUUCACUUCCCCUGUCGAUCGACUCUUCUCAUCUUUCAGCGUGCAUAUUUUCGUGUACUUCAUGUGUAUUGUUGGUGCCCUAGUUUUGGUAGGCCUCGUUGCUGCUUUUGUUUUCUUCAUUCGUCGUGGAAACCAGUACGCCCCAGUGCGUCUAGUCUCUGCAUCAGACGCCAAGGAUUACACUACUGCCAGCUUAUUCUCACAUUGA
This is a messenger RNA of Protopolystoma xenopodis, 258 nucleotides long. The record is from the annotation of a GenBank genome assembly. NCBI's taxonomy places the organism in Eukaryota, Metazoa, Platyhelminthes, Monogenea, Polystomatidea, Polystomatidae.